This is a messenger RNA of Amblyraja radiata (thorny skate), 864 nucleotides long. RefSeq names its product histone-lysine N-methyltransferase ASH1L-like. Lineage: Eukaryota; Metazoa; Chordata; Chondrichthyes; Rajiformes; Rajidae. The record is from RefSeq and is a predicted model, not a curated record. The coding region runs from base 280 to 864 and encodes 194 amino acids. Gene Ontology annotation, biological process: regulation of DNA-templated transcription. The transcript has 3 exons. Gene Ontology annotation, cellular component: nucleoplasm. Gene Ontology annotation, molecular function: histone H3K4 methyltransferase activity.
AUGGUUCUGGUUUAUGUUUGCAGCACCUAUUGAAUUUCUACAGUACUGAAUGGUUAAGUUACUGGAUAAUAUCCAUGGGCCUGGACAUGAGUUUGAAUCCCACCACAGAAAAUGGAGAAUUUUAAAUUCAAUGACAGCAAUGCCACGUUUCAUCUGGGAGAAAUAACCUGGCAGCUUGUGUAGUGUCAGUGCCUGCUACAGAAAGUAGCCAUCUGAACACACAGGUGCCUGUCUGUAGCCAUCCUUGCCCUGCUGGUAAGGAUUGGGCAAAGGUGCAGAAUGGAACAAAGAAAUGUGUUGUUAGGGUCUAUGAACCCGCCGUUGGGCUUGGAUGCAGAGGGUAGCCCUGGCAAGAAUACCCCAUCGAGUUGCUACAGCAAAGCUGUUGGCAGGAGAGAGGAAGAGUUGGAGGGGACUGCCUUGGAUGAGGAAGAUGGUACGCACUGGAAGCAGGAGGAGGGCAAAGUGGUCGACUUGAGGCAAGUGCUCGACCCGCCAAACUCGGACCAGCAGCAGUUCUCUGUCAAGGAGACAAACUUUACGGAGGGCAGCCUGAAGCUGAAAAUUGGGCUGCAGCCGAAGAGGACUAAAAAACCCCCGAAAAGCCUGGAGAAUUACGUUUGCCGGCCAGCCAUAAAAACCACCAUCAAGCACUCGCGAACGAAGGUAGCCAAGAGUGGGAAGAUCUCCGAGGAGAGGGAGGAAGACAGCGAGCAGAAGCGGGUAAGGUUUGCACGUCGCAGUAAGAUUUUGUGGAGCUUGGCUCUUGAUGACUUUCACUUUUUGAUCAAGUCGAAUUCCAGCGUCUCAUCUGAUACACCGUGGAAGCAGGCAUUUCAGCCCGACUUGCUCAUGCCGAUCUAA